AUGGAUACAAACGGUUUUUCUGUAACAACAAUAAGUGGAACAAGUGUUGUAGAUGAUAACAUUACAUCAACUAAAGCAAGAAAACGUGGUACACGAGCUCCACUUCGUCCAGUUGAUUCAAAUGGUUAUAUGGAAAAUGGAAAUAUGUCUAUGCCAUCACCGAAAAAUAUUUCAACUUCAAGAAAUAAUCAAUCAACAGCUUUAGAAACAUCUACUUAUUCUCAACAAUCAAAUAAAUCAAAUUUCACAAAUACUGAUCGUAGCAGAAAAUCUGAUAAUUAUGAAGUAACUAGUAUUCCAGAUGAAGAUGAUUUAUAUGGACGAGAAAAAAAACCUGUAUCUCAAACACUAAGUCAACCCAGUCAAGCAAUGACUGAUAAUGAUAAUACAAUGGUUUCAUCAUUUACAACCGGUGGUGAUAAUGAUGUUAUUGAAAUUCAUCAAUUUAGUACGGGUGAUGUUGAUGCGUAUCUUGAUAUUUAUUUUGAAACACUCGAUAAUCGUUUACGACAUUUUAUUGGAGAUGAUGAAGAAUUACAAAGAUUUCGUGCAGCAAUGAAAAGUCGAAUAAACUCGAAUCCAAAUGCACGUGAAUAUCAAAAUGUUCUUCUUGGUAAAAUCAAUGGCGAAGUUUUAGCUGCAGUAACAAUGUUAUUUCCAAAAGAAACACCAACUAUACCAGAAACAUCAGAUAUUGUACCACAAAAUACUUGUUUAACAUCAAUGCAUCGUUGGAUGGCACGAAAAGCAAAUUAUGUUCCAACGAAUAUUGAAGAAUGUUAUAUUGAAAUGAUUGGUGUUAAAUCUGCUUAUCGAAAUCAUGGUAUUGGUUCGGCUAUGCUUGAAUGUGUUGAACAAUUUGCACGACAAGCUGGUGCAAAUUUAUUAACAAUACAUACAAAUGGACAACGAUUACGAAAUUAUUUUGAACGUUUUGGUUUUGUUAUUGAUACAACAGAUAAUUCACAAUUUUGGAAAUGGGUGGUCGAACGACAAAGUAUCUAUAAACUAUCAAAAGUUCUUCCACCGGAUGAAGAAGAUUUCUAUCAACGCGCGAAUAGCUAUGUUAGUGAGAGUUUGGCUGACAGUACUUUCGAAUAA
Molecule: messenger RNA, 1101 nt
Organism: Rotaria sp. Silwood2
Lineage: Eukaryota; Metazoa; Rotifera; Eurotatoria; Philodinida; Philodinidae
Source: the annotation of a GenBank genome assembly